Messenger RNA from Hermetia illucens (black soldier fly), 2624 nucleotides. RefSeq lists its product as uncharacterized. NCBI's taxonomy places the organism in Eukaryota, Metazoa, Arthropoda, Insecta, Diptera, Stratiomyidae. Gene Ontology annotation, biological process: asymmetric cell division; apical protein localization; establishment of mitotic spindle orientation. Gene Ontology annotation, molecular function: cytoskeletal adaptor activity. The record is from RefSeq and is a predicted model, not a curated record. Gene Ontology annotation, cellular component: apical cortex.
ACAAAUGAAGGAUUCAUGCAGAAAGAUAUAAAGCACUUUACAUAUAUGGCGUUCCAGCGUAGCUACAGCAAAGUUUGGUGGGGAAGUCGCGACGAAAAAUUGCCGUUUGGACCCAGCAUCUACUACGGAAGCAUAUCGGAAAAGCAAUUCAAAACAAUUGGGAAUUUAUCCAAAAUUCAUGAAACUGAUGAGAAUUCGAAAUUGUGGAAUAGUUUGCAUGAGAGUCCCGGAAGCCUAAGAAGUCAGGAUUCUGGCUUCUCCGACAAUGAAGACACGACUAAUUUAAGGCAAUCUAACCGUAUAUCGAAGAAAUCGCUCAACAACAUUCCAGUGACUCCAGUUUCAGUGAAAUCCACCACUACUCCGCCAACAGUUAUAAGACGUAAUAAAUCGGAACUGAUUACGUCCACCUCACCUAAUUUUCAACGGCGCUCUUUGAGCGCUCCUUCUUCACCUGUAUCAUUUACCAGAGACUGUGAUAUAAUUAACCAAAUUAAUAGGAUUAGUUUAGUGACAAAUAGUGUCAUGACGGCAAAGAGCAAAUCAGAUUGUAAGUGCCUGAAUUCGUCAUCGCAGCGAGCGGAAAUUACACGGAAGCGGCGUGUGAGCAACUUAAAAGUAAGACGAAGCCUAAUUACAGCCGAUGUUGAAACCAGUCAGCCAUCAUCCGAUGAUGAAUUGAAAGCCUACAAUAAUGAAACAGUAUAUUUAGGUGUAGGCGGGGACGUGGCUUGGCAGGAUGACAACAAUAACAAACCAGCUUUGGACGGAAAAGAAGACUCCUACGAGGAACAUAAUAAUUCCAGCAGCAUGCUGAGAGAACACAAUCGGUCAUUAUUCAAUGUCGUCAGUACGAGUACUCCAAAAGCGAUGAAAGCGAAGAGAAAUGAAUUAGACUUCCCAUAUUGUGACAUGCAUACAAUAUCCAUGGUGUCGCCGAAAGGAGGAAUAACCAUCCCCUAUUAUAUGGAGUACGAAAACCCUCGUUUAAAUGGGCACGCUCUUUCCGUUCAGCACUGGCUUGAUGACAUUCGUAUGUCCUACAAUCAUGAAGUCAUGUCUACGCUCCAGACCAAAUCGAUAGCGCAGGAGGCUUUCCGGAAUCUGAAGAUCACGACGGCGACAGUAGCAAAAAUUGUACGACAACUGCAGACUCGCGCCCUCAUUCUGCAGGGCGAAUUCGAAAGAGUUGAGAAGAUUAUGCGAGGGGAGCUGGAAGGGUCGUUUCGAGAUGCACUUCGUGCGGCCAAGGAUCUUGUUGACAGUGUAGACAGUUUUACGAAGGUCCUUGAGCGGCGCAGCGUGUUCUUCGCAGAGUGUCAACAGGAUAGUCGCAAAUUCCACGAUAAUAUUGACCAGAUGAAAAUUAUUGUCAGGGAUUUGAAUAUAUCGCUAGGUAAAAGUCAUUACCUUGAAGCAGAUGCUUUGCGUGAGGACAUUGAAGUUCUGAAACGCUACACGCUUAUUACCCUCCGAUUGGUUUUCGAGAAAUUGAUAAGAGUCAUAGUAUCCAAUAUUGAGAACUGCCAGUGUGAUUUGGUUCUGAGGGCGAACCUAAACAUGGUAGCCACUCUUUCAAACAUCGAUUAUACAGGAUUCGCCUCACUGAACGAUGCCUUUCUGAAGAAUAACGCAAUUCGAGUGUUCUUGCUAAUAUGUUUGGACAGUAAAUUUUCGUCGGUGCGAGCAUUGUCCUUGCGAGCGUUAGCUACGGUUUGUUCGAGUCGUGAAUCGAUAAAGCAAUUCGGCGAUGCGGGUGGCGUUGAAAUUGUCAAGGAUAUUCUGAGCGAGGAUUCUCGUAGCUUCAAACGUACGGAGCCCGAACGGAGGGAAGCUGUCUCGUUAUUCACACAAAUCACGGCACCAUGGCACGGUUCCGAGCACACGGUGGCCGGGCUAAAGGAUUGUGCUGAGAGCAUCGUUGAAAGUCUAACGGAUAUCGUUGAAACAACAAUUUGCUGUCAAACACUCUUGUUAUGUGCUGCAUCACUGAACAAUCUCUCCUACUUGGAAACGACAUCCAUUUACUCAAUCAUGUCCAACGAAACGAUAAUAAAAUUGAAGGAAGCUGUCGAAAAACGUGGGCCCGGAGUAUCGAUUUUUCUAUACGAGCAGAUAAUGGGCAUGCUGUUCAAUAUGUCAGCCAACAAGAAGUGUCAUGGCCACUUGGCAAACAGGACGAUAAUAACCUUCAUUACAUCUACCUUUCAAUCACUGUUCUAUGAGAAAUAUAAAUCUCGGGCGGAAACUGAAGCUCAUCGAAAAACUAUCAAAACAAUUUUGCACAUCAUGUCAAGACUUAUCCACGACUCAGUCGUUGGGCAGGAGAUCCUUGAACACAAUUUCGUACCUAUCUUUUCGAAGAUAGAGAGGGAUUUGCAUGUCGACAAUGAAUACUCCAGGGAUAUUUCGUUUGUGAGUCGGCAAAUGAAUGAAAGUCUAUCCCAAAAGUCAUUUAAUAGGUCGAUAGAUAGUAGAUUGCUGGACAGCCCAAGGGCGGGUCACAAAUUGUAUUUUACCUAGGCAAGAAAGUUAUGUGUGAGUUUUAUUUGUAUAAGAAUUUUUAUGAAAAUGUUAAUAAAUGUUGCCAAAGCUUUAAUAUACGUUAGUUGAUUACUGCUGGA